This is a messenger RNA of Drosophila navojoa, 687 nucleotides long. Its product is annotated as surfeit locus protein 4 homolog. Lineage: Eukaryota; Metazoa; Arthropoda; Insecta; Diptera; Drosophilidae. The record is from RefSeq and is a predicted model, not a curated record. Gene Ontology annotation, cellular component: membrane.
AUGGAACCCAUCUCAGUGGAUGUCAGGAGUGUCGUGGAGGUCGUAGCCAGAUUUUGUAUAAUAUGCAUCUUUCUGGCCGAUUCGGUGCACUUGCUGACGGAGUGGAAUCUGGAGCGUGCUCUGCUCAAUCUGAACUGGCACUGCGGCGACCGAUUUGCCAAUUUCUAUAUUGUGACCAUUUUGGUCUCCCAGCUGGUGGCUUGCAGCUUGGUUUUCUUUGCCAGUAAACGCCAUCUGGCAGCUGGCCUACUCAGCCUAUUGAUCAGUUUGCGCAUUGGCUCGAACCCCAUGCUAUGGAGUUUGGAUAUGUAUGCUGAUAUCUGCGCCCUAAUGCUAAUCAUUGUGGUGGCCACCGUACCGCAUCAUCGUUUUCUUCGCUUCGGAUUUCUCAUUGUAGCCUAUAUGAUCUUUAAGAGCAUCAAUGAUGGUUUGUUCUGGCGAUUCAUCUAUCGCUAUGGGAUCAAAAUAAUGAUCGCUGUAGUCCUGAGUGGCUUUCACCUGAAAUGGUCGACGGUCUUUAUGCUUGUACUAUUCGUCGUUCAGAGCUUCAAGGCCUACGCCUGGUGGAUGCUUCCCUAUUCAGUCAGCAAUAUGCCGAUCAUAUUCUACUUGCGUUUUAAGUUCUGGCAUCUGGUUUCAUUGGUGGGCGGCCUAAUAUUUAGCGCUGUCAAUUUCCAGGAACGUUAA